AUGUCUCGGGGAUUGAAUUCACUACAUACUAACCUGUAUUUCUGUGGAUUUGGAAUGCCAAAAUGGAGCCCAAAAAUAAAUCAUCUCUCAUACGUUGAUGAUACAAUCAUUUUCUCCUCAUCUGAUGAAAAUUCACUGAGACUUGUCAUGGAGGUUUUGCAAGCAUAUGAAUCAUCGUCUAGUCAACUAGUGAACAAAGCCAAAUCUGCCAUAUACCUGCAUCAUUUAACGGAUAAUGAAGUGAUUAACAAGGUUGAAAGGAUUACAAGUAUAGGAAGACAAUGUUUCCCUAUGACCUAUCUUGGCUGCCCUAUUUUUUAUGCAAGAAGAAGGAGUGACUAUUACAAGAGAUUAAUCACUAAGGUCAUGGACAAAUUGCAGUCGUGGAAAGGCAAACUCCUAUCUGUAGGAGGCAGAGUUGUAUUAAUCGCAAAUGUCAUGCAGAGUAUCCCAAUUCAUAUGAUGUCAGUAGUUAAUCCACCAAUUUAUGUGAUCAAUAAAUUACAGAGCAUUUUUGCCAAAUUCUUCUGGAGCAGCAAUGUGGGAGGCAACUCUAGACAUUGGUCAUCGUGGACUAACCUUUGUAUGCCUUAUGAAGAGGGAGACAUAGGCUUCAGGUCCCUACACGAUGUAUCCAAGGCACUAUUCUGUAAAUUGUGGUGGAAUUUCAGGAGAAAGCCCAGUUUAUGGAGUGCAUUUAUUAGUCAAAAGUACUGCAAGAAACUAAAUUCAGUAAUUGUACCUUGGAAGCGUGGAUCCCACGUGUGGAGAAAAAUGCUAGAAUGUAGGGACUUGAUUGAGCAUCAAAUCUAUUGGAAACCAAGAAUGGGAUCAGCUCAAUUCUGGUUCGAUAAUUGGACUGAGCUGGGAGCCUUAUAUUUCCAAGUGCCUGCAGAGUUUGGUAUCGAUGAGGAUAUUCAAAAUGUCAAUGAUCUGGUUGAAAAUGGAUUACCUGCGAAGAAGAGACAACCUAAGAUUAGGUUACAGGAUGAUAUGGGUCAAUGGCUUACCUUUCAAGAUAUCCUUCUUCCUGAGGAAGGAAUUGCAUUAGAAGGGUUAUCAUUACAACAAGCAAUUACAAAGUGUUGGACAUCACCAGUUGUUCCCAAAUUGAAUCCAGUCUUACAAGCUUUACCUACAUGCAUUGCAUGGGAACUUUGGAAGAGAAGAAACAGUUUCAAAUAUAGAGAAGAAGUGUCAGUGAGCAGAGUUAUUUACCGGAUGUCAUCUACUAUGAAAGCUCUAGUCCAACUAAAAAAGCAUGGACUGCAUGUGCCUAAAAAGUGGCUAGACUUACUGACAAUGAUGGAGCAAUACGCACCUCGAUUGAAAUAUGAAAAGGUGUUAUGGGAAUUUCCUCCAAGAGGGUGGAUCAAAGUAAAUACGGAUGGAGCAUGUAGAGGGAACCCAGGGAAGAGUUUAAUUGGUUUAUGCAUAAGGGAUGAGGUAGGUGAUUUGAUAUAUGCAGAAGGAAGGGAGAUUUCUGAAGGAACCAAUAAUGAAUCAGAAGCAGUAGCUAUUGUGGAGGCAUUGAAGAAGUGCAAAAAUCUUAAUUAUUUUCAUAUAUGGUUGCAGAUAGAUUCCUUGCUAUUAAAGAACAUUAUAGAGGAAUGA
Molecule: messenger RNA, 1614 nt
Organism: Nicotiana tabacum (common tobacco)
Lineage: Eukaryota; Viridiplantae; Streptophyta; Magnoliopsida; Solanales; Solanaceae
Source: RefSeq, a predicted model, not a curated record